Molecule: messenger RNA, 1645 nt
Organism: Chlamydomonas reinhardtii
Lineage: Eukaryota; Viridiplantae; Chlorophyta; Chlorophyceae; Chlamydomonadales; Chlamydomonadaceae
Exons: 5
Coding region: 124-639 (171 amino acids)
Biological process (GO): P450-containing electron transport chain
Cellular component (GO): mitochondrion
Molecular function (GO): 2 iron, 2 sulfur cluster binding
Source: RefSeq, a predicted model, not a curated record
AAUUACUGUUCAGAUAAACUUGUUGAGGCUGCACAAACAACAAAACUCGCCUUUAGGACAAGUAUUACUAUCUCCUUACCGAAUCGCUCGGGGACCGCCGAUACCCUCGCUCGUUGCGUCAAGAUGCUUCGACAACUAGGUCUGGCGCUGCGUGCUCAUGGCCUGGCCGUGAGCGGCGCCCCGAUGUUGCAAAGCCGACUCAUCCUUCAGUCCUCCGCGGCGUCACUGUCCACCAGCGCAUCAAACCAGCAUGAGUCGAGUCCUCCCGCAGAGGGGACAGAAACGGUAUCCAUCACCUACAUCGACAAGGACGGAAAGGAGCACACAGUAGCAGCGCCUAUCGGGAAGAACCUGCUGGAGAUAGCGCAUGAGAACGAAAUCGACUUGGAAGGCGCUUGCGAGGGCUCCCUCGCCUGCUCCACGUGUCACCUCAUCUUCGAGGACGAGGCCACGUACAAGAAGCUGCCUGAGCCGCACGAGGAUGAGCUGGACAUGCUGGACCUGGCCUUUGGGCUGACCGACACCUCGCGGCUGGGCUGCCAGGUGUUGGCCAGCAAGGAUCUGGAGGGCGUGCGGGUGCGCAUCCCCUCCGCCUCCCGCAACUUCUACGUGGACGGCCACAAGCCCAAGCCCCACUAAGGAGGGGCUGGGGGGGCUGGAGGAGGGAGGGGCUCAGGCAGCGGGGCCGCCGCCCUACCAGGACGCAGCAAGCAGCAGCGGGGGGUAGUGAGGCUGCCGGCCAGGAGUAGGAGGCCGGGGAUGCCGAGGCCGCCUAAGCAGGCAGCAGGGCGGCGGGCUUCUCAGGGGAGUGACGGAGGCCUGAUUGGACCCAGGGGCGGGGGGCUGCGGGGCAAGGGCGAGAGGGUACGGACCCCGGAGGGCAGUGUGCGGAGGGCUGGACUCGCGCCAGACCUCAGGGGAAGGGAAUUUGGGCAUGGGGCAUGGGUUAGAGGUUCGGUGUAUGGCAGGCAAACACUCGGACAGUGAGCAGGAUGGCGAGGCGGCGGCGGCAGUGUGGCAAUGAGGGAAAGGGGAGAGGGGCCGGCUCAGGUCUGCGUCAGCAUGGCUCAGCAGUGGUCGGAGGAGCUGGCCGGAGCUGCCCAGCCGUGGGGCCGGGACUGGCGGGUCUAGCAGGGGAGCCUGGGAGGCAACGAACUGAGAAGCCGCAACGAGAGCAGCAGUGGCCGGUAGGUAUAUCGGUGGCAUGGCAGGCGGGGUAGACCAGGUGUGCAUGUGUGCCUAUGUGGCGUGGUAGUAGCCCGUAGGCCAGGAGGAGAUGAACAGGCCGCGGUGGUGCUUGUUUUAGGCGUUGCCAUAACAGUGAGAAGAUAUGCACAGGGACAGCGGUAGUGAGAUUUUCUUGUGGAGGGCUGAAGAUAUAUGAGAGAGCACUCACCACUUGCCCCGGACCACGCAUGCGCUGGUGUGCGCAUACGGGUGUGACGGCUGGUGGUCUAUGUUGCGGAUGUGGUGCGCUGUGUCAGUGCUCUACGUGCUCUACCAGUCUGCCUCCUGGGGUCCUGGGGCGGACAACGAGCUCCAGCUGCAACUGGCUACAGCACGCGGUGCUGCGGUGGGGGGGGGGAACGCGGGCCCCGGGGGCAGCACACCGCGCCAGCUGCCUAUCCGUGUAGCAGUGACCAGU